AUGUCGGGAACACAGGAAAAUGGGGCCCAAAAGCCGAAGACAAAAGGAUUUCCGGUUCAGCAAUUGUUUGUCUUGUCAUUAUGUAGGAUAUGCGAGCCAAUAUCGUUCUGCUCAAUUUUUCCCUACAUCUACUACAUGAUUAAAUCAUUCGGAAAUGCAAAAACCGACAAUGAAAUUGCCGUUUACGCGGGGCUAGUCACAUCUGCAUUCGCCUUUGCUGAGUUCACGACCGGUAUGAUGUGGGGUAGGAUCUCAGAUAAAUACGGGAGAAAGCCUGUAUUGAUUAUGGGGCUUGUUGGAACCAUGCUUAGUAUGAUUAUCUUCGGAUUUGCGAAGAGCUUCCCGGUGGCUUUGCUAGCAAGAGCUGUAGGAGGAGCAUUAAAUGGAAACAUUGGUGUUAUUCAAACCACCGUUGCAGAGCUGGUAACUGAGAGGGAGCAUCAGCCUAAAGCGUAUGCAGUUAUGCCAUUUAUCUGGUGUUUAGGUUCUAUCAUUGGUCCAGCUCUAGGUGGACUUUUGGCCGAACCUGUCACUAGAUAUCCCAAUUGGUUUUCCCCCGGUGGAAUCCUCGAAGAAUAUCCAUAUCUGUUUCCAAACAUGGUUUCGGCAGGAAUUCUUGUUAUAGGAAUCAUUAUUGGCUCUCUGUUCUUGGAAGAGACCCACCAGGUUUUAAGGGAGAAGCCAGACCGUGGUAUAAUUGCUGGAAGGAAGAUUAUUGCUUUCUUUAAACGGAGCAACAACGAAAAAAGCAAGUACGAGGGACUAAAUGGAUACAAUUCCCCACCCAGCGAGUCUGAGAGAUUGAUUGCACAAGAUGGAGGAUCAAACGACAAUUCAGGCUACGAGACUUUUGAUAACUCUGUAGCUCAGGUUAAGAAGGCUAUAAAACCUCCAUCGGUUGAGAAAGCUUUCACGCCUCCAGUAGUGCUUCUAAUUGUCUCAUACGGAAUUCUUGCCUAUCAUACUAUGGGUUUUGAGCAACUUUUCCCUGUAUUCUUGUCCACUCCUCCUGCAGAUGAGCCGCCUCACCACCCUUUCAAAUUCGUCGGAGGAUUCGGUCUUUCGACUCAGGCGAUUGGAUUCAUCCUUUCUAUGCAGGGACUUAUAUCCAUGACCGCACAGUUCUUCCUCUUCCCGCCAAUUGUUGAGUAUUUCGGGUCGUUCAAAGUGUAUAGAUUCUGUAUGCUUGUCUACCCGAUCGGAUACAUCAUCGUUCCCUACCUCGACUUUCUCCCAGCAGAAUACAGCAUGGCCGGUAUUUAUGCUGUCCUUGUGAUCAAAAUUAUCUUGGGUGUCAUGGCAUAUCCAUGCAACGCUAUCCUGUUGACGAACUCUGCACCGUCUCUACUGGUCCUCGGUACUAUCAAUGGCGUUGCAGCUAGUACGGCAAGCAUCUUCCGAGCUUUUGGCCCGACUAUCACUGGGAUAAUAUAUUCGAAGGGUUUGGACUAUGGCAUUGUUGGGUUAGCAUGGUGGGUUAAUGCUGCUGUGUGUGUUUUGGGCGGAAUCCAAGCGUUGUGGAUGGUCGAUGGAGCACUCGUUCUCCACCCUGAAGUAGAAGCGGGAGAAAUGGAUGAAGAGGCCGUGGAACAAAUGGCGGUGGAUGUACAGAUUGCUCAUGCAGGAGUCAGUAGUACGGAGGGCUUUGUCAAUGAGUAUCACAUCGUGAAGAAGGCUGCGGAGGACGAAAUAGAGCAUCAUCAGCAAGAGGUAGCUGCUAGCUUCGGUACAUCAAGAUCAUUUGAUGCAUCAGGAUCGUUCAUCGCAUCGAGGUCAUAA
This is a messenger RNA of Morchella importuna, 1779 nucleotides long. RefSeq lists its product as uncharacterized. Lineage: Eukaryota; Fungi; Ascomycota; Pezizomycetes; Pezizales; Morchellaceae. Gene Ontology annotation, biological process: transmembrane transport. The record is from RefSeq and is a predicted model, not a curated record. Bases 1 to 1779 code for a protein of 592 amino acids. The transcript has 4 exons. Gene Ontology annotation, molecular function: transmembrane transporter activity.